UGCAAAGCAUUCAACCGCGCCACCCACCUUCGCAACCACCAACGUCAGCACGCGUCAGCGGCACGCCAGUCAGCCAGCCAUCAGCGCCACGCCCAGUCAGCGCCACCCAGUCAGCGCCACGCCAGUCAGCGCCACGCCAGUCAGCCGAGACGCCAUCAGCGAUACGCCCAGUCCAGCGAUACGCCCAGUCAGCGAUACGCCCAGUCAGCGCACCCCAGUUCAGCGAUACGCCCCAGUCAGCGAUACGCCCAGUCAGCCCACGCCCAGUCAGCGCCACGCCAGUCAAGCUAUACGCCCAGUCAGCGCCACGCUCAUGCAGCGAUACGCCCAGUCAGCGAUACGCCCAGUCAGCGAUACGCCCAGUCAGCGAGUCACGCGCCAGUCAGCGCGAUACGCCCAGUCAGCGCCACCGCCAGUCAAGCGAUACGCCCAGUCAGGAUACGCCCCCAGUGCAGCGCCCACGCCCAGUCAAGGGGCGCCACGCCCAGUCAGCGAUACGCCCAGUCAGCGAUACGCCCAGUCAGCGAUACGCCCAGUCAGCGAUACGACCAGUCAGCGAUACGACCAGUCAGCGAUACGACCAGUCACCGACGCCUAGUAACCUAUGCUCAGUCGCCCACGGCUGCCACCGCAUUCUCACCUCCACGACAUCGCUCCAAUACCCCCUGCCAUUACCCCACUUCGGCUAACGCCAUCCUGGUAACACCCUGUCGCCGUCACCGUCUUACUGUGUUCCCUAGCUCCGCCUCUGCCAGCACCAUCCCGCCCCGCUGCCUCCACAGUCUCGUCCCGCGUGGUCGUCUCGCGCAGUCUCGCGUGGGCGCCUCGCCGCCACCGGAAGUGCACGCGGGCGAGACGCCCCUCGGGCGAACACGGCCCUCGCCCGCGAACACGCCGCCGCCUCGACCUUGGCGAGAUUUAUGGCGGAAGCGCGCGCCGACGACAGCGCCCGCCGCCGAUAUAAGAGACCCCGCGCGAACGCAACACAUCACUCCUCCCAGCGCUUCACCCACCAUCAACAUGCAGCUCCUCACCGCAGUCUUCCUGCUGGCGGCCGCAGCCGCCGUCCUCGCCGCCCCCGCCCCGGCCGAGGACGCCUCCGCCGAAGACGACGCCCGAGAUUUCGCGGAUAUGGCGCGGGAGGGCGCGCACAAGAUGGCGGACAUGGCGCACGACGGUCUGAACAAGAUGGUGGAGCUGGCGAAGGGCGCGGGCCACAAGAUGGCCGACAUGGCUCAAGCGGUGAAGGACGAGAUGACGGGCGGCGAUCACGCGGAACACGAUGCGAGUGGAGAGGAAACGAAAACAGGAGGGGCGGCGGAGCUGGAAAAUGGCCAUGUGAAGUCACUGGUGAGCUGCGGAGACGCAGAUGGAGGUUGCGGUGGCCACGGUGAAGGCAGGAGAAUGCGCAGAAGCUCCUCGUCCCUGCGACACGAGCGCUUGCGGCGGGAGGUGAGUGCGGUGAUGCGAGCGCUGGUGGAGCGACGCCACGAGCAGGUGAUGCGCCUGGUGGCUGAACACGAGGCCCACCGCCGGCGUCUGACCGACGCCAUGGACAACAGCCACGACCACAUGGGCGGCGCCCCCGCGCAUGGCGGCCUGCACCACGCGGACGGCGCCGACGGCGGCGGCGCGCAGCGCGCAGACCACGCCCACGCGGACCACCUCUCUGACCACGAUCACGCGGACCACCUCGGAGACCACGCCCACGCCCAGGCCCACGCCCACGCCCACGCGGGCGCCCAAGUCAAUCAUGAACAGAACGGCCACGGCCUGCACGAUGGACACGAUGGGCACGAUGGACACGAUGGGCAUGAUGGGCAUGACGGGCGCAACGACCACCAUGCGGGGGCGGGGGCGGCGGCGGCGGCGGCGAGCGGGAACGGCGGAGGUGGCGCGGCGGCGGCGGCCGUGUCUGCCAAUGCGGGCCAU
Molecule: messenger RNA, 1932 nt
Organism: Gryllus bimaculatus (two-spotted cricket)
Lineage: Eukaryota; Metazoa; Arthropoda; Insecta; Orthoptera; Gryllidae
Source: the annotation of a GenBank genome assembly